Galendromus occidentalis (western predatory mite) is the source of this 711-nucleotide messenger RNA. RefSeq names its product Mitochondrial fission 1 protein (gene Fis1). Gene Ontology annotation, biological process: peroxisome fission; mitochondrial fragmentation involved in apoptotic process; autophagy of mitochondrion. The transcript is spliced from 4 exons. The coding region runs from base 81 to 521 and encodes 146 amino acids. The record is from RefSeq and is a predicted model, not a curated record. Lineage: Eukaryota; Metazoa; Arthropoda; Arachnida; Mesostigmata; Phytoseiidae. Gene Ontology annotation, molecular function: protein binding. Gene Ontology annotation, cellular component: peroxisomal membrane; mitochondrial outer membrane.
GGCGACCAUGGAACCAAUCUCUGACAGACGUUCGGUAGUGACAGUCCGAUCGAAGACGACUCGACGAAUCAAAUUCUAUUAUGGAGACUCUACUCGAAGAUUUCAUCUCUGACGAAGAUCUGAAGACAUGUGAGAAGCUUUACAACGACGAGUUGCGGAGAGGGAUAAGGAACCCCAAAACCAAGUUCGACUACGCUUGGUGCCUGAUACGCAGCAGAUAUCCGGCCGAUACUCGCAAGGGUGUUCUCUUCAUGGAAGAUCUCUUCAAGAAUGGGGACGAGAGUGCACGUCGUGACUAUGUGUACUAUCUGGCUUUCGGCAAAUGCAAACUCAAGGAAUACAGCUCUGCGAACAGGUACAUCAAAGCAUUCCUGGAAAUCGAGCCCUCGAAUAGACAGGCGAAGGAACUGCAAGAAGUGAUACAGAAACGCAUCACGAGAGAGGGCUUGGCGGGCGCUGCGAUCGCUGGCGGCAUCGUUGCCGUUGUUGUCGGAACCGCUUUUGCCUUGCUGAAGAAAUGAUCCCAAUCAAGCUCGAUAUUGAGCUCUCGAAGAGCGUCGCGCGCUCGGAGCCUUCGGGAGCUGAUAGGACUCCCACCGUUGGACUGUUGAGUCGGAAAGUUCUCCGGGAUCAGUGUUGAGUCGAGUUCAUUCCUCGGCCAGGACCUUUUAUGGGAAAAUAAAAUGGCGCUCUGUUUCGUUGGUCCCAAAA